Messenger RNA from Macadamia integrifolia, 1022 nucleotides. RefSeq names its product trafficking protein particle complex subunit 4. Gene Ontology annotation, biological process: endoplasmic reticulum to Golgi vesicle-mediated transport. The record is from RefSeq and is a predicted model, not a curated record. The coding region runs from base 463 to 888 and encodes 141 amino acids. The transcript is spliced from 5 exons. Lineage: Eukaryota; Viridiplantae; Streptophyta; Magnoliopsida; Proteales; Proteaceae. Gene Ontology annotation, cellular component: TRAPP complex.
UCGGCAGGUGUUGGACACCCAUAUCGUGGAAGAUCGGAUCAAGUGUUCUCUAUUGGGGAGCGCAGCCCCUUCCCCAUCUGUCGCGCCCCUUUGGCCAUAUAGGUGACUUCGGACAAACAGAGAGAUAGAUUGGGGCGGAGGCUGCGCUCCCUACAAGAACAUUAUCAUCCCCACCAGGAAAAGAAAAACACACACAAAACACAAAAGAAAACCCCAACUCCAAACCCGCCACCCCAAUUCCUUCUCCCUACUUCGCAAAUCCUAACCGUGAAUCUCAGAUUCUCGAUUUGCCGGCAUCUCAGAAUAUUCUUCGCUCAUUGCAUCGACCCAGAGCUCAGCAAGUGCUCUCCACUUCUCCAGUACAGAAAACUUCGUCGGUCAGUUGCGGACAGUCGCUUGGUGUGAUAUUUUCACUUUUGUUGGGUAUAAGUCGGAGUGUGGGAGUUGCAGAGAGCUCUCACAAUGGCUGCGAUCUACAGCCUUUUCAUCAUUAACAAAUCUGGGGGUCUGAUAUUCUAUAAGGAUUAUGGAUCCACUGGGCGGAUGGAUACGAAUGACAGCUUGCGAUUGGCGAGUUUAUGGCAUUCCAUGCAUGCGAUCUCUCAACAGUUAUCUCCGACUGCGGGUUGCUCAGGAAUUGAACUCCUCGAGGCUGACACUUUUGACCUUCAUUGCUUCCAGUCACUCACAGGAACGAAGUUUUUUGUAGUUUGUGAACCUGGAACACAGCACAUGGAUGGGCUCUUGAAAAUGAUAUACGAACUGUACACGGAUUAUGUCUUGAAAAAUCCCUUCUAUGAGAUGGAGAUGCCUAUACGGUGUGAACUCUUUGACAUUAACCUUUCACUGGCAAUCCAGAAGGAUCGUGUUGCAUUGUUGGGACGAUGAACCUCAUGAUUUAUUAUUAUUAUUAUUAUUAUUAUUUUGAGGGUGUCAUCUAGUUCAUACAGUUCGUUAAAUGUUUUGCUUUUUAUUCCAGCAUUUGCUCGGAUUGAUUAUAGUGCAAUUCCAUUUCUUUCUUA